AUGUCGUCCGGCCCGCUAAAGCGGCCUCGCGACGCGCGCGAGGAGGAGCAGCAUGUCGACUGGGCGAUUGCGGCGUCGCUCGCCGAAGCAGAAAAUGAGCAGCCUGACGCUCUGCUGCCUCCGGGCCACUGGCACUGCGUGCGCUGCACGCUCGUCAAUAAGGCCGAGUCCGGCCGGUGUGCUGCGUGUGAGGCCGACCGCGAGGCGCCCUUCACCGCAGCAGCAUGCGGCGUUGCCACUACUCCACCGCCGCAGAGGUGCGGCCUUCCAGGCUGCAACCGCGGGCGCCUGCACCAUGGCUUCUGCACCGACGACCACAAGCAGCGAGCGGAGAGGCGCGGCCUGCUCGCGCCCGCGGCGCCCGGCGUUGAGAGGGUCUUUGUCGGCUCCACGGGCGAGUACGCCUGCGACCUCUUGACUCGGGCGUCGCCGGAGCGCUCGAGCGUGAUCGAGCAGUUCACCAUCGCCUGGCGCAAGCCCGGCACCGUACCUCGCGUCGAGCGCGUGUACGCCAUCCGCCCGCCGCCCGCCCUCAGCGAGCGUUUUGCGAGGCACCUGGCCGCCGUGGGCAACGAGCGGCGGCGCUUCCACGGCACGGGAGCCACCUGCGACUUUGCGGUCGACCUGAACCGCGCGCCGUGCAACAGCCGCGGCUGCGCGCUCUGCUCCAUCCUCGGCCACGGCAUCUCGUGCCCUAGAUACGGGAUGCAGCUUGUUCACGCAGGCUUCUUGCGCGCGCACGCGGGCAGUGGGCCCAACGCGUCGAACCGCGCCGCGCUGCGCUACGGGCCGGGUCUGUACUUUUCGUCCACGUCGGGAAAGUCGAAUGACUACGCGACGCACAGCGAGCGCCUCCGCGGCAGCCGCCGCUGGCGCACGAUGCCACCGGACGGGUACGACUCGAUCGUCGGCGAGGUGGGAGCAAACCUAAACUAUGACGAGCUGGUCGUGUACAAUGAGGCCGCGGCACUGCCCAGAUUCCUGCUCGUCUACAGCUCAGCGCGGUGA
This is a messenger RNA of Emiliania huxleyi CCMP1516, 1008 nucleotides long. RefSeq lists its product as hypothetical. The transcript is spliced from 3 exons. Lineage: Eukaryota; Haptophyta; Isochrysidales; Noelaerhabdaceae. The record is from RefSeq and is a predicted model, not a curated record. The coding region runs from base 1 to 1008 and encodes 335 amino acids.